AUGUCUACCGACUGCAGUGGAACGGACAAUUUAGACACCUCAUAUCAUACAAGCAACGUAACCGAAGAUAUUGCGAAUUCGUCAUAUGUAUGUAGCGUCAACGACUGGACGUUAGACCUUGCCGCCUCAGUUAUUGGAACGGUUGGAAUCUUCGGUAACGUAGCCUUUAUUAUCGUUGUAUGCCGAAUCCCAUACAUGAGAAAUGCUACUAACUACUUUCUAAUUAGCUUAGCGGUAUCGGAUUUACUCUACCUCCUAGCUCACACGUUAUGUCGACCAGAUUGGUACCGUGAGCUAAUGUGGAUGUUCGACACGGAUAAUAAGAAGAUUCUCGCUUGUGUUCGAUGGGGAAGCACAACCCCGGCGUAUUCGACAUCGAUUCUGUCCGUGAUGUUUAUCAGUAUUGAGCGAUAUCUUGCUAUAUGUAAGCCAUUCACCAGGCAGUCAAGAGGUUUGAAAAAGCCCUCAAGAGUAGUCUUUCUGGUUUUUGCAUCGUGGUUAUUUGGUGCUACAAUCGGGCUCUCUGGACUACUCGAAUGCUAUACUGAUGACCCGGGAAUUGCUAAACUCAUAAUGAACUAUACGUACACUUUAGUUGAGGCGGUAUUAUUUUUAAUAUCUAUGGUUGUAGUUUUAGUACUUUACACCAUUGCCGCUAGGCGUCUGAAAAUGUCCACAUAUGACAUUACCUAUUCUCCAACAAACAUUAGAGACCGUAGCCAAGUGAUGCGGCUGUGUAUUGUAACUGCUGCUGUUUAUUUCACGUGUAUUUUCCCCCGAAUUAUGUUUCAAUUAGCGGCGUUUUAUGACUUACUCGACAAUACUAUGUCUAUUUUCGGUGUGCUGAGUUGUUUAAACGAAGUGACUAUUGUUGUACUUAUGUUCAACUCGGCCGUAAACCCCAUCAUUUACAACGCUACUAGUACGAAAUACAGGAAUGCUUUCUUCACAACAAUCACUUGCUCGCCCGUUGAGAACCUCGCACGUACAUCUUCAGACCGCCGCUCUAUUUCGCGCACUCGCCAAACUUCGCUUGAUUACAGACAGGUUCGAAACAACCACGAUAGUAGGAUACGACGCGCAAAGGAAACUCCAUUGCGAAGCGGGAGAAAAUUUCGAGAUUGA
Saccoglossus kowalevskii is the source of this 1125-nucleotide messenger RNA. Its product is annotated as neuromedin-U receptor 2-like. Gene Ontology annotation, biological process: G protein-coupled receptor signaling pathway. Lineage: Eukaryota; Metazoa; Hemichordata; Enteropneusta; Harrimaniidae. Gene Ontology annotation, cellular component: plasma membrane. Gene Ontology annotation, molecular function: G protein-coupled receptor activity. The record is from RefSeq and is a predicted model, not a curated record.